AUGGAUCCUCCUCGCCGUCCCAAGCAGCGGAACAAGCCAACCCUUAACUGCCUGGCUUGUGUCGAGAGGAAGAGCAGGUGUGACCGAGGGCGUCCUGCCUGCUUCACCUGCGUGAAGCGCCAAGUCGAGUGUCAAUACACCCCCGUGGCGAACUUCCUCGCUGCGUCCCAAGCUCCGAUGCCACGCCCACGAAAAGAGCGCCGUCCGCCUGCCACGCCCCCUUCGACUGUAACACCCAGCGGUUGCCCGCAGGAUGCCUUGACUGUGGAAGGAUUGGCUUCAGAGAUCGUCCUGGCAUCGGCCUCAGCACUCCCGGAAACAGGCGACGAGGGCGUCCAGUUUGGCCAGGUAACUGCGCACACAGGGUCUGACGAGCGCGAUGAUCUGCUCGCCACCGACAUGUACAUCUUUCGCCUACUGGAUCUCCUGUUUCCAGACCAGACCCUGCACUGGAAGAUCGCCGCGCGCUUCUCAACUUAUUUGGGGCAAGCUUUCCCCAUCCAUUUCAACUACUGGACCGAUGCGGGAGGGCUUGUCGAGGUUAUUGCAGCUUUGCCAGCCAAAGAUGAAGCCGAUAUACUUCUGGAGCGCUUUUUCCAGGCCAUACAUCCUCUGUAUCCGAUCGUACCGCGAGAGUCUUUCAUGGCCGACUACGACCGCUUUUGGCUUCUUCUGGAUGAAGAAAAACACGCCAGCAAUGCUGCUCAUGUCGCUCUGCAGUUUGCCAUUUUCGCGGUCGCUGCGCAGGACAUGCACACACAGGCUACGCAAAGUACUCGCGCGGAUUUUUCAGAAUUUUACUUGAGCUGCUGCCAUCAGGGUCUUUGUCUUUCGAGUUAUCUCAACCACCACUCUGUGGCAACAGUUCAGACAAUGGUCUUGAUUUGCCAUUUCCUCAUUGCUACCGACAGGAUCUCCGAUGCGUGGACAAUCUCAGGUAUCACCCAGCGACUGGCGUAUCAUCUCAAGCUCAAUUGCCACCCAAACCGCAUUGGUCUCGCCUCAAAUUACAGCGAGGCACAACUACGCUGCCGAUUGUGGCAGGCCACCAUGAUGCAGGAUACGCAAUUGUCUCUAUGGCUGGGAUUGCCUGCCACUACAAUGUAUUACGACGUAGAACCCGACCAUUUUUGCAGCACCAGCCUGUCCAGCAUCGAAGACGAAGGAGCAGAUCUCUCUGAUCCUACUCUGUUGACCGACAAUGCCUACAUCCGUACCAUGUGGCGUUAUUCUAGCUUUGUUCAGACCAAUGUUUGUGUGCUACGCUCCCGGAAGCAACCUCUACCGAAUGGCACCGAACAGACCAUCACCAGCUUUCGGGACCUCUAUCACCACUUUGACCCGCCGUUCAAUUCCUUGAGUCCUUCGCGCUUCGAAAACCAACCGCCUAGACUCCUUUAUCAACAUGUUGCUGUGAGCAGCAGUUACUUCUCAGCUUUGAUGCUCCUUCAGAUGGAGCAAGCGACAGACACUUUCGAAGACCAAUGCAGUGCGGCUCAGUCUGCGCACGAAGGCAUGUCGGCAUUCUUCGCUUUGGCACGGCUUUCGCCCAACCAGGUGGAGAGAUGGGGCGAGGUGCACAAUCGCACAUUCACAAUGGCCGUCAUAAUCGGUACACUGCUGGCCACAAAACGGAGCCACCCCAGCGGUGAUAUCAACGACCCGCGACUGACACUGGCCAAGAGCGAUUUCGAACGUUACGUGAGGCUUCUUGAGCGUGCACAAGGCACAGCCGGCUUUCGAAAAGUCCAGCAAGAACGACUUGCGAAUCUCAAAGAACUGCGGGCGGCCUUUUAG
Zasmidium cellare ATCC 36951 is the source of this 1797-nucleotide messenger RNA. RefSeq lists its product as uncharacterized. The transcript has 4 exons. Gene Ontology annotation, biological process: regulation of DNA-templated transcription; DNA-templated transcription. Gene Ontology annotation, molecular function: DNA-binding transcription factor activity, RNA polymerase II-specific; DNA binding; zinc ion binding. The record is from RefSeq and is a predicted model, not a curated record. Gene Ontology annotation, cellular component: nucleus. Lineage: Eukaryota; Fungi; Ascomycota; Dothideomycetes; Mycosphaerellales; Mycosphaerellaceae. The coding region runs from base 1 to 1797 and encodes 598 amino acids.